Messenger RNA from Diatraea saccharalis (sugarcane borer), 303 nucleotides. NCBI's taxonomy places the organism in Eukaryota, Metazoa, Arthropoda, Insecta, Lepidoptera, Crambidae. The record is from the annotation of a GenBank genome assembly.
AUGUCUUUGCCAUACGGGCCGCCGCAGCCGGUGUCACCUCUUAUCCGAGGUUUAAGGUUUGCUUUACUGUUAGCCGGUAUCAUUUACGCACGAGGUAAACAAACGCUUUAUAAUUCGAUGGAAGCGUCGCAUCGUGAAGAGGAGGCAAAGAAGAAGAUAAUUCGUGACAAACAGCUUGCAAUAUUGAAAGCUAAAAUUGCUGCAGAAGAAAAAGAAGCCGUGCGCCUAUUCGAAACUGGAAAAUUAUUUGAUCCAGAUGGCGGUGCUGGCAGUACUGGUGGAUCAGGUGGAUCAUGCAAGUGA